This is a messenger RNA of Panicum virgatum (switchgrass), 1348 nucleotides long. RefSeq lists its product as uncharacterized. Bases 354 to 1151 code for a protein of 265 amino acids. The transcript is spliced from 3 exons. The record is from RefSeq and is a predicted model, not a curated record. NCBI's taxonomy places the organism in Eukaryota, Viridiplantae, Streptophyta, Magnoliopsida, Poales, Poaceae.
GUGUUCGUGCCAAACUUCAAAGGCCUAAUAUUGGUGUCCCUCCAAAGUUCACUCCCUUUUUUAGAUGCUCGCUAAAGACUAGAGACGGAUGGCCGGCAUGUGACUUCAAUGAGUAUAUUUAUGGUCCUAUAUCUCAUUGGCCGACAGAAGAGGAAGUGCGAGAAUUUGAGAGUGGGAAGAAGCCAUGGCCAUGUACAACUACUCCUAGUCUUCGAUGCAAGUGUGGUAUUCUGGCCACAAAAGGCGUAAUUCCUUCUGAGCUUGGCUACGGAUAUUACUGUGGCAAUAGCUACGGAGAGUAUUGGGAGGGAAGGACAUGUGAUUGGGAGUGGUUCCAAGGCCGGUAUGAGCUAAUGUUGCAAUUGGGCAGAACAAAAGAGCCUUGGAAAUCUAGAGACACUAUAAAUAGAAAACUGAAGAUAAGGAAGGAUUACGAAGUUAUUUUGCCCCUUGAGUCAUUUCUGUCAGGGACUGUACUCCAAGACCUACGGCGUGAGUAUGGAAAGAAGGCAGCAGAAAAGGCAACUCUUGAGGAUUGCAUUGUUUAUUGGAGGAGGAACCGAAGCAAGUACCCACGGCCCCUCACAGAUAGGGAGCUUUUGGCAAAUUAUGAGAAGAAGAAGGAGGAGGAGGAGAUGGAGAGGCAGAGGUUAAGGGAGGAAAGAGCAAAGAAAGGUUUCACUGUUGAUACGGAAGCUAAAUACCCAAAGGGUUCUUGGGAAGAAUAUUUUCAGAAAUUGGAGGCUAACAAGCGGAUUGAAGAAAUGGAACAGAUGGAGGAUUUAGCUCAGGAGGCUCAGAUGGAGGCAAUGCAGGCCCUAGUUGCCGAUCUACCACACAAGGUGCCCAACAUUGAGAAGGAUGUGUCAUCCGCGAGCACGGAGGUUUUGGUUGUUAGAGCUACUGAAAUGGAGGCAAUGAAGUCAAUUGUAGGAGACUUACCUGCCCAGGACAAAGGGAAGAGUGUUUCUGAGCAUGACCAUGUUCUUGAUGAUGGAGAUGAUGACGAGUGGUGGGCAAUGAAUGCAGCGGAAGUAGAGGUCAUAGUGUCCCAAAUUGAGGUGAGAAAGGGGAAAGCUGUAGUCAAAGAUGAUGGAGAUGAUGAUGAUGACGGUUGGGGAGAGCUUUUGAUUGAAGGCGACUCUGAUUAGCUAGUUUUAUUUAUACUUGUAUGGACUCUAUAUAUGAUUGAACUAUGUGUGUGACGGACUUUUUUUAUUGCUGGACUAUUUAUGUGCUUUACCUAUUCAUGUGGUUGUCGUUUGUGUAUGAGACUUUAUUUGUAGUUUCGAACAUUGUAUGGUUAUGAAAUUAGGAAUUUAUUUAGUUUGUAUCGUGUGCAAUUUAA